Diceros bicornis minor is the source of this 7369-nucleotide messenger RNA. RefSeq names its product protein mono-ADP-ribosyltransferase PARP14-like. Gene Ontology annotation, molecular function: zinc ion binding; NAD+ poly-ADP-ribosyltransferase activity; RNA binding. The transcript has 17 exons. NCBI's taxonomy places the organism in Eukaryota, Metazoa, Chordata, Mammalia, Perissodactyla, Rhinocerotidae. Gene Ontology annotation, cellular component: cytoplasm; nucleus. The record is from RefSeq and is a predicted model, not a curated record. Gene Ontology annotation, biological process: negative regulation of gene expression. The coding region runs from base 27 to 5423 and encodes 1798 amino acids.
UCGGCGCCGAACGAGCGGAGCCGAGGAUGGCUGCGCGGGGCCCCUUCCCGCUGCUGGUCGAAGGGUCCUGGGGUCCCGACCCCCCGAAGAACUUGGUCACCAAGUUGCAGAUGUACUUCCAGAGCCCGAAGAGAUCGGGAGGCGGGGAGUGUGAGGUCCGCCAGGAGCCGGGCAGCCCGCCCCGCUUCCUGGUGCUCUUCUCCCCGGAGGACGUUCGGCAGAAAGUUCUGGAGAGAGAGAACCAUGAGUUAGUGUGGCCAGGAAAAGGAACAUUCAAGUUAACUGUCCAGUUGCCCACAGCCCCAAAUGAUGUCUUUGAGGGGAAAGUUCCAACAGAGGAAUCCAAGACCAAAGAACAUGUCAAAGAACCAGAUGUGUCAGAAGAACUGGAAACAAAACUCUCUCUCGAUAGAAGAUCAGAGCAAAUGGAAGAUAUCCCCCAAGAAUGUGAAAAUAUUUCCUCUUUGGUUGCAUUUGAAAAUCUCAAGGCAUAUAUGACAGAUAUAAUGUUAAUCUUGUUAGUGGAGAACCUAAGUGGCCUGUCCAGUGAUGACUUUCAAGUGGAAGUAAUACAAGACUUUGAUGUUGCUGUAGUUACCUUUCAAAAAUAUAUAGAUGUCAUGAAAUUUGUUGAUGACUGCGCCAACCACCAUACAGUGAAAGAGCUCCAGCUUUCUCCAAGACUUCUGGAAGUGACAAAAAAAGUCAGGGUUGAAAACCUGCCACCUGGUGUUGAUGAUGAUGAUUUAAAAAGUUUAUUUGAAAAUCCUCGUAAUGGAGGGGGAAGAGUUGUCAGCGUUGAGUGUUUUCCUGAAGAGAGUUCAGCUCUGAUUGAAUUUUUUGACAGAGGAGUGGUAGACACCAUCAUGACCAAGAAACUUGACCUCAAUAAUAUGCCGCUGUCUGUGUUCCCAUAUUAUACAUCUCUGGGCACAGCCUUGUAUGGAAAGGAGAAGCCUCUAAUCAAGCUUCCAGCCCCAUUCCGAGAAUCCUUGGAUCUUCCCUUAUGGAAGUUCUUGCAGAAAAAGAAUCACCUGAUUGAGGAGAUAAAUGAUGAAGUGAGACGUUGUCACUGUGAGCUAACAUGGUCCCAACUCAGUGGUGAAGUUACCAUCAGACCUGCAGCCACCUUAGUCAACCAAGGAAGACGAAGAAUCAAGACCUGGCAGAAAGAUGCUUCCACAGCAUUCUCUGGCAUCAGGUCUAAAUAUACAGUUACUGUAUUUAAAGUGGAUCCAAUAGUGUGGGACGCCAUAAAAAAUGAUUUAGAAGAUGAUAGGAUUUUGUUGGAGUUUGAUGCAAGUAUGGGGCUUGUAACCUUAGUGGGGAAAUCAGAGGAUGUACAAAACAUUGAGCCACACGUCAAGGAAUUAAUAGAAAGCACCACUGAAAAAAUUAAAAGAGAAGAGCAAAGUCUGAAGGAAAAAGUGGCCAUUUCUCCAGGAAGGUAUUCUCUUCUGUGCCACAGUGGUGUCCAGGAGCGUCUCCGCAUGGAGUGCCCAGAGAUGGAGAUGGCUUAUGAUAAAGCCACUCAAUGCUUGUGCUUGAAAGGACUCAGAGCAGAUGUGUAUAAAGUGAAGUGUGAACUCCAGGAAAUGGUGUACACCAUGGCUGAGAAAAACAUUCAGUUUCCCAAGGAGGUUUUCCAGUUUUUGCAACAGGUAGACUGUGCAGAAUUCUCUGAGUCUCUUUUUAUAGCACAGAAAAUUCUUGCCGUUUAUGAGCUAGAGGGCACAGCUGUUCUCUUAAGCAGCUGUUCUUCUGAAGUUCUGUUAGAAGCUGAAAAGCAGAUGGUCAGUGCCUUACUUUAUAAGCACAUUGAUAUCGAGGACAGGGAAGUUCUUAAUGACAAGAAAUGGAAAGGACUCACUCACAAUUUGCGUAAGAAACAUAAUUCCUCCUCAAAGACGGUAAUAAUCAGUGAGUUAAUUUCAGAAACCACAGCUGAGGUCAUCAUCGCAGGCUGUGUGAGACAAGUCAAUGAAGUCCAUGGCUUGCUUUCUAACUUCGUGGAAAAACACACGAAAAUAGAGAGAUUUAUUGAAGUAAAACUGUCCUUGGUUGUUGAUUAUUUAAGGGCACAAAAGAAGCCAGUCUGGCAAAAGCUAAAGAGGGAAAAUGUGCAGGUAACUUUCAAUCCUGAGAACAAACAAAAAGGCAUUUUACUAACUGGCCCAAAGGCAGAAGUCCUAGAGGGAAUGAACAUGGUCAAGAAUGCCCGGGACUCAGCCUGUGUUAAAAGCAUCCAUAUCCAUAAGCCAGGAGCCAGCAAGGUGUUCCAGGAGAGAGCACGGUACUGUAAAAGUGAGGUCAAACGGUCAUUUGGUUGUUUUAUUGAACUACAGAAGAAUGAGGAAAAGGAGGGAGGCAGCAGUGACGGGCGGAGGUGCUUCUCUCGGACAGACGUGGCCCCUGGGGUCUCGCUGAUCGUGCAGCAGGGCGACUUGACACGGUUUCCUGUUGAAGUGGUGGUGAACGCAGCAAACGAGGACCUCAAACUCAGCGGCGGCCUGGCUGCUGCUCUUUUAAAAGCAGCUGGCCCUGAGCUCCAAGCAGACUGUGACCAGAUAGUGAAGAGAAAGGGCAAGAUCCAAGCUGGCGAUGCCACCAUCUCGAAAGCAGGAAAGCUCCCAUACCACCAUGUGAUCCACGCAGUGGGGCCCCGGUGGAACAGAGAUGAGGCCCAGAGGUGUGUGGGCCAGUUAAAGAGAGCUGUGAAAGAAAGUCUCCGUUUGGCUGAAGACCACAAGUGCCAGUCCAUAGCCAUCCCUGCUGUUAGUUCCGGAAGCUUGGGCUUUCCCUUACUCCAGUGUGUGGAGACCAUUGUUUUGGCUGUCAAGGAACACCUCCGGGAUAACUGGGAUGGACGCGCCUUGAAAGAGAUUUACCUGGUGGAUACAGCUGAGAAGACUGUUGAGGCCUUCGCUGAAGCUGUGAAAGUUACGUUUAAAAACACCCUGCCUGGUACUGCUUCCCUGCCCAGUGUUCCAGCAGCAGUCCAGCCCAGCUUGAGAAAAGAUCAUGGAAACGGACAAGUUCUGUUGUCCCCAGGAGGCCUGAAGAUCCUGCUGGUGAAAGAAGAUGUGCAGAAUGCAACGACUGAUGUUGUUGUCAACUCCAUUCCCUCGGAUCUCGCGCUUAAUAAAGGGCCCCUUUCUCGGGCCCUGUUGGAUAAAGCUGGACCACAACUCCAGGAGGAAUUGAACACAGCCGGACAAGGGAUGACCGUUAGCGUGGGCACGAUUCUCCAAACCAGUGGUUGCAAUCUGCAUUGCCACCGUGUGCUUCAUGUGGUGGCUCCGGACUGGAGUAAUGGCAGCGUGUCUUCACAGGAGAUCAUGAAAGACAUAAUCAGAGAAUGUUUGGAAAUCACCGAGAGCUUGUCCUUGAAAUCAAUUGCAUUUCCAGCAAUAGGAACAGGAAAUUUGGGGUUUCCUAAAACCAUUUUUGCUGAGUUAAUCAUUUCAGAAGUGUUCAAAUUUCAUAGCAAGAAUCAACCGACAACUUUACAAGAAGUCCACUUUCUGCUGCACCCGAAUGAUCUUGGAAAUAUUCAGGCAUUUUCAGAUGAAUUUGCCAGAAUGGCUAAUGGAAAUGUCGUCAGUGACAAAAUUCCCAAGGCUGAAGAUACACAAGGUUUCUAUGGGACUCUUUCCAGCCCUGUUUUAGGAGUGCAUGAAAUGAAGAUUGGUCCCAUCAUCUUCCAGGUGGCCUCUGGAGAUAUCACCAAAGAAGAGGCAGAUGUGAUUGUAAAUUCAACAUCAAACACAUUUAAUCUCAAAGCAGGGGUCUCCAAAGCAAUUUUAGAACAUGCCGGACAAAGUGUGGAAAUGGAAUGUUCUCGCCAAGCUCAGCAGGGCAACCAUGAUUAUAUCAUUACUGAAGGAGGAUCACUGAAGUGCAAGAACAUUAUUCAUGUCGUUGGCGGAAAGGAUGUCAAGACAUCCGUUUCCUGUGUUUUACAAGAGUGUGAAAAGCGGAAUUACUCGUCCAUUUGCCUCCCAGCCAUUGGGACAGGAAAUGCCAAACAAGACCCGGAUAAGGUUGCUGGAGCCAUAAUUGAUGCCAUUGAAGACUUUAUCCAUAAAGGAUCGGUCCAGUCCGUGAAAAAAGUUAAAGUUGUUAUCUUUCUGCCUCAAGUACUGGAGGUGUUUUAUGCCAACAUGAAAAAAAGAGUAAGAUCUCAGGAUUCUGUCCAACAGUCUGUGAUAUCUAAAAUUGCAUCAUAUUUGAGCUUCUUAAAGCAAUCUCCCAAAAAACAGAAACCUUUGGUUUUGGAAAAGAAAACAGAAUCAGCAGUUUUUCAGGUGUGUGGUGAAAAUGUAAAAUGUGUGGACAACGCCCUCUCCUGGAUACGGGAUCUGAUUGAAAAGGAACAGUCUCAUUACACCAGUGAAGAUGAAUGUAUCAAAUACUUUUAUGAAAAGGAAUAUGGGGAAUUGAAUGAACUGCAGAAGAAAUUAUACAUUACCAUUUCCUUGGAUGAUAAAAGACCUUUGAUUGAGGUUUUGGGAAUGAACAGAGAUGUGACACAGGCUAGAGAUGCAAUUGAGGAAAUGAUCAAGAGGGUCAGGGUGCACAAAGAACAGGAAUCCCGGGCAGAUUCUCUCAGUAAAUGUAUAGAAUGGCAAUAUAACGACAAUAACACUUUUCAUCCUUUUAACAAAAUGACCAAUCUGCAAUUGGAGGAUGCAAGGAAAGCAAAGAAAAAGGCAAUUAGUGUCAAAAUUAAUCAUCAGAGCUACACAGUGGAUUUCAACACACACACUGCUACAAAUACAAAUGGACACCAAUUAUCUGUUCGGCGCCUUAUGAAAUCUGAAGCUGAGAUCCCUGCGCACUGGAGUGCUAUGAAGCAGCAGAAGGUCUGUGUGGUUGAGCUGCAGCCUGGUGAUCCAGAAUACAACACUGUGGCAAGCAAGUUUAAUCAGACCUGCUCCAACUUCACCAUAGAGAAGAUUGAGAGGAUCCAGAAUCCAGAUCUCUGGAAUAGCUACCAGACAAUGAAAACUACCAUGGACGCCAAGAAUGGCCAUGUCACAAAUGAGAAGCAGCUCUUCCAUGGGACAGAUGCUGACUCACUGCCACAUGUAAACCAAAAUGGCUUUAAUCGCAAUUAUGCUGGAAAGAAUGCUGCGGCAUUUGGAAAGGGAACCUAUUUUGCUGUCAAUGCCAGUUAUUCAGCCCAUAAUACUUACUCCAGACCAGACAGAAAUGGGAAAAAGCAUAUGUAUUAUGUGCGAGUACUUACUGGAGUCUACACACAUGGACAUCAGGGAUUACUUGUGCCUCCUCCAAAGAACCCUCAAAAUCCCACUGACCUGUAUGACACUGUCACAGAUCAUGUGCAAAAUCCAAGUUUAUUUGUGGUAUUUUAUGACUACCACGCUUACCCAGAGUACCUCAUUACUUUUAGACAAUAACAUUUUGGUAUCCUUCAUAGAAGACAUUAUUCAUCUAUACAUAUCUAGUUGUAAAACAAGUUUUAGAUUUUUUUUCUCUUAACAGCUUUUUCUAAGAUCCAAGGAUCCUUGGCACUGAAAUCGAACUUUCUUCAGCUUCUAUUUCGUAACUGGAAAGAACCUAUCUUGAGAGCAAUAAAUUUGAGAAUUUAAAUCAAAUAACUUAGUUACAACUGUGUGUCCACAACUGUAGACGUCACAUUGUUGAAGAACAGCCUUGUAUUUGCAGAAAGGAGAGAAUAGCAUUCAUCUUAAAAGCAGAGAGCACAGCCAUGCAAUUUCAGCUGCUGCUGAACGAGACAGCUGGCAUCACACCAGGACACCAUAUUGCUGUGGGGAGCACAGUAUGACUAAGAGGGCGGGACUGCUAUCUUCCCCGGGGCGGGGGGGGGCAGGGAUAGUGUCUUACUCAUUUCCUUAUCCCUGGACCCAGGUCCGUGCCUGAUGUACAAUGGGUGCUCCAUAAAUGUUUCAUAAACCAAUUAAGAAUGAAAAAGCCUAGUCAGACUCCUACCCAAAGUAGUAACCAUCUCUUCAACACCCUUGACUUAUUGUCGCUGGGCCUCAAAUUGGACAGAUUCCAUGACAGGGAACUUCGGUUUCACAAACCAGCCCAUGACACGUGGGACAGCUGCAGUCCGGGCUCUGGGAUUGCAGUGCAGCUGCACCGGCCCAGUCCCGCGGCUGUGGUCUAGUUCGUGGUCCAGGUGAACUGUGCCCCAUGGAGUGGUGCAGUGCAGCAUCCUGGCUCCACUGGUCCUUUUUAUGUUGAACCCAAACCUGCCUUCUUUUAACUUCUGAUCAUUGAUCUUCCUUUUGCCCAGUGAAAACAGUGGGAUAAUGCCUGCUGCAUCCUCAGCGUGAAACCCUUCUACUGUGUUGAGAUUAAAUGAAUUCUAAGGUUUUUAAAUAGCACAUUUUCCUUGACAGCCUAGCUUUUAAUGAUUUAAAGCCUUGUGCAUAAAUAAACCAAAGGAAUUAAGCGUACUGCUAAUUUGCUGACUCAGUAUCUAUUGGAUGGUAAAGAAAGUUUUUUUUUAACUCCUCCAGGUGAAUUUCAGGUUCAAACACUGUUUAUUGAGCAUCUAGAUUGUACCAGGUAGUAUAAUAGAUACUUUCACACACAGUAUUUAUUUUAUUCCUCCAAUAAUCCUGUGAGGUAAGAGUAAUAUCCCCAUUUCAAAGCUGAGGACACUGAUGCUCAGAGUGCAAGAAACUUCCUUGCCUGAGGUCACCUAGGUAACAGCCGCAGAACCAGGAACUGAAUCUUAGUCUCUGUGUCAUCAAGCCCUUUGAUCUUCCCACUACAGAACAUGGCCUCUAGAUUAAUGUUACUGAUUCAGGAAUUUCUCAGACAAGCUGUGAAUCCCUCAUAUUCCCUUGGCUUUUUCCUUCUGGCUUUGGUUUCUAUUGUAGAGUCUCUUCAUUGGAAGCCCUGUAGGCCAAGCGUCAUGAGCUGAUGCCCAUGUGCAGACAGUGCCCUUGGAUGCCAAGAGUUGCUAAGAGGAUAAAGGCGCUCCCCUGGCUGCCGGAACACCUGCUCUUCACAUAGAGGAGGCUGAAAGGGCCACAGAUGCUGUUUCAUUAACAUGGAUGUCUUGAAAUUUUUCCUGUUGGUGCUGUUUGUUUUUUAAAGGGAUUGACAAAGACUCCUUAUCACUCGUGAGUGCCUUCCCAGCCACUGCCAUCUCAACUCAGGCUUGACAAUGAAUGUAAGAAGUAAAAAGGAGAGACUGCUCUCUAAUUUGCUCUUGUUCUCCAGUGGUUUGGUGAACUCAGGGCAAGGCUGAAUAUCAGGGUGUAUUGCACCAAAGUGGAAUGAUCCAGUCAGUAAAUGUGACAGUUAUCUUCAAUCUAAAGGAAUAUGUCAUUUACUCCUUUUUGAAUAAAAUACUUGGAAAAUGUCA